This is a messenger RNA of Octopus sinensis (East Asian common octopus), 3357 nucleotides long. Its product is annotated as zinc transporter ZIP6-like. The transcript is spliced from 16 exons. Gene Ontology annotation, biological process: intracellular zinc ion homeostasis; zinc ion import across plasma membrane. Gene Ontology annotation, molecular function: zinc ion transmembrane transporter activity. The record is from RefSeq and is a predicted model, not a curated record. Bases 210 to 2417 code for a protein of 735 amino acids. NCBI's taxonomy places the organism in Eukaryota, Metazoa, Mollusca, Cephalopoda, Octopoda, Octopodidae. Gene Ontology annotation, cellular component: membrane.
GAAGUAAAGGCACAGAGUGAGUGUGUGUGUGUGCGCAUGUGUGUGUGUGUCUAUUCAUUCGAGUCAGCUACAAGAGAAUAGAUUAGACAGAGUAACCCAUUCGUCUUUCCAUUCAAUUCACCUGACUGCUGUUUUGUUUAUUCAACAACAACAACAACAACUUCAUCAGCCUAGUGGAGAGAUCAUUUUUUUAUAGACCUACCAGCAAAAUGGCUUUCUCUGGAAUUUCAAUUAUCGCGAUAAUUCUUCUUUCUGUAUGUUUCGCUCACGGUGUAAAUACUGGAAAUGACAACAUAAACACACACCCCAGGGAUAAAGUCGAUGUUUUCAGUAAAUUCCUGAAGAAUUUCAAUUUGAAAGGAAAUCUCUCGUUACCAAUCCGUUCCAUGGAAUCCAGUCUGAGUAAAUUCUAUUCCCGAUAUUACUGCUCAUCCAAACGAACAUGUAAGACGUCUUUGUGCUUCACUGCUAAAGACAUCCUUGGAAUCGUUCAACUGAAUUCAUCAUCUGAUGUCAUAACCAGAGAAGAAUUUUCAAACUUCUCUUUGGUUUUACUCUACCAUUUGCAGAACGUCUCCAAUGAUUGUCAGUCUCCUAGGGGUUCCUUCACAAACUAUCAAACCAAAAUGAUGCAUUUAUUAACGGACGACUCUAAAAGUAUAUCCAAAAUUAAAGUCGACAUGUUUCUUCACAAACUUCUAAACCUCGGCCACCAGGACGACGAUGACGAUCACAACGAAGACCACGCCGGCCAUGGUCAUGCUGCACGCUCUAGGGAUGGUGGCGAUAAUCACGAUGAUCACGAUCACCAUGAAAACCAUGAUGACCACGAUGAUCAUGAUGACCACGAUGAUCAUGAUGACCACGAUGAUGAUGAUCAUGAUGAUGAUCAUGAUGACCAUGAUGAUGAUGAUGAUCAUGAUCAUCAUGAGGACGAUCACGACGAUGAUGGUAAUGGUCACGAUAAUCACGAUGAUGACAAUCAUGAUGAUGAUGCCUUACCAUCAGUUUUCAAGAAAAAGUGUUUCAGUGUUGAUAUUAUUUUGGACCAAGCAGACGUAUUAAAAGACGAGGUCAGCAUUUCAGAUAAGUUACAACGUAUUUCCGAAAUUAUCGUCGGCCAUAUAUUUUCAACCUCAACCAUUCGUGAAAGUUGCCGGUUGUUGCCGAAGAGAAGUGCGUUUAUUAACGACAUAUUUAAAACUUUUGGAUCGAAAAAUCACAUGUCUACAGAUGAUUUUAAGAAAGUAAUUAAGCAGCUAGGUCUUGGAACAAAGAAUCAAGAAAAAGAUGCACAUGACCACCAGCAUUCCAAGCGAGCAGUUCAGCCGAUGAAAAGAGUAAGCGAUUGUUUUGACGGUUCGGAGCUGUUAGCAAUCUUCAAGGAUCCAAAUAAUAAUGCCUCAGUCUUGUUGCCAGAACAAUUUUCGGAGCUCAGUCCCGCCAUUAUACAACAACUUCUUUCUAGUUCUUGCCGGAAAAAAGCUGUUAAACCAAGCCAUUACAAACACUAUGGCUAUGGAAUAUUAGCUGUUGCGGUAAUCUGUUUUUGUUCGCUUUUUGGAGUAUUCAUGAAAAUAUGCAAGAACAAAGUCUAUGGUUAUACGAUGGCGUUUUUCGAAGGACUUGCAGUUGGAACAUUGGCCACCGAUGCUUUACUCCAUUUGAUUCCUCAAGCUCUUGGAGUCCAUAGUCACGAAAGCAUGGACGCCGAUGAAAGCUCUCAACCAAACGCAUUAUGGUUUUCUUUGGCUACUUUUGCCGGUGCCUAUGGUUUCUACCUGCUUGAAGUUGGCUUCACGGUUGUAACGAAGGAAAAUGGACACUCACAUGACCUACAGAAAGAUUCGAAGUUUUCUGAAGUCUACAAAAUCCCAAGUGAGAAGAACAACUCUUUGGAAAAUCCGAAAAGUAUGGCCGAACCGAAUAUUCAAGAGAGACCAAACAAAUGUUCUUCGCUUUCUCUCAUAAUUAUACUCGGCGAUGCUUUGCACAAUUUUGCUGAUGGCCUCACCAUAGGAGCAGCGUUUUCAACAUCCGCGUCGUUUGGUCUCAUGACAAGCAUUGCUGUUCUGUGCCAUGAACUGCCGCACGAAUUAGGGGAUUUUGCUGUCCUCUUGGCGAAUGGAAUCAGUUUCAAACUUGCCCUCCUCUUCAACUUCGCGUCGUCGUUGACCGCUUUUGUGGGCCUCUUCAUCGGAUUGGGCAUCUCUACUGAAUUUAUCGUUCGUCGGUGGAUAUAUGCUGUGGCUGCAGGGAUGUUCCUGUAUAUAGCAUUUGUCGAUUUGUUCCCAAUAAUGAAAAAGCAUAAAACGGUGAGAAGCUUGAUUAGUCUUUUCAGCAACGCUGGUUUAAUUUUUGGUGUCAUAAUAAUAACCUUACUUGGCUUUUAUGAAGAGAAAAUCGUCGGCCACUAAAACGCCGAACGGACUGGGCCAGCGAACAAUUUGGACAGGAAGAGGAGUGGAUAUGAUUCAACGACGCAACAUUCGGCUAUCUGUCACCCAUAUGCAUAUGUAUGUACGUAUACAUGCAUGUGCGUAUGUAUGUUGUGUGUGUGUGUGUGUGUGUGUGUGUGUGUGUGUUCAGUUUUUAAUCACUUAAAUUCUUUUGAUGAAGAAGCUGGUUUCUAACAAAGACACAACACUCCAUCCUUGGAAUGUAGAUAACAAACACAAUGUCACAUUUUAAACUUGAGAAAAGUCUUGCAUAUUUUUACUGUUCCACUUACAGAAUGUAUUUGUAUUGUGCCAAUCAGUCGGUUGAUUUCGUUUUCUGUGUGCGCGCGCAUGCGCUCUCAGACGUACACAAACUCCUGGAUGCGAGGCUGGGCAGCAUCGUUGGAUCUCUCCUUCCUUCUCUUUAUCUCCCUUUUCCUCUCUCUCAUACACAUACUACGCAAAACUCAUGCACAUGCGUGGGCGGUCUAAUUAUACACACACACACACAUUUACCCCACCACCGUCUAAUAUAACUUUAUUUGUCCAAUUCUCAUACUUUUUCUAAUUCAUAUGUAUGACAUUUUUAUUGCAAGCAUGAGGGUCCUUAAAAGAAAUCACCACCACCACCACCACCAUCGUCAUUAUCAAUGUUGUUAUUGGUGUUGUGUUGUUGUUGUUGUUGUUGUUGUUGUUCUUUUUCUUCUUCUAUACUUUUCUGUAUAGUGUUUGUAUACUGUAAACCCAAACGUUUUGGUUACGUAAUUUUUGGGAUGUAUUUUUUGCUAUUCCCAAGACACCUAUAAUUAUAAAUAUCUUAUUGUUUAUAAAACAUUCACUGUUCAUCUAUUAGUUUCAAGAAAAUAUAUUUUCUGUAAAUUGAAAAUCAAACCUUUAAUAAAAUGAACUGUAAAUAUGA